Messenger RNA from Lactuca saligna, 1632 nucleotides. The record is from the annotation of a GenBank genome assembly. NCBI's taxonomy places the organism in Eukaryota, Viridiplantae, Streptophyta, Magnoliopsida, Asterales, Asteraceae.
AUGCAAACAUCCCAGAAACCUCGAAGCUCAGGAGCUGCCAUUCACCAGUUGUAUCACCAAUCAGACCAGAUCGAACCCUUCCGUUUAACCGGCUCCCCUUUCCAAAUCUUGAACAACAAUGGCUACCCCGGUGACACCCUCACCAGCCGCCACCAAGAAACCGCCAUUGUUUCCGGCAACGCCUUCAACGACCAAUUCUUCACGUUGGAAUCAUCACCAGCCCUAGAAAUCUACAAUUCACCAUUCACCAGCGUCUCAUCAAACACCAGGAGCCCAUUUUCCCCACAAGGCUCUUCCCAAUCAUGCGUAUCCAAUCUCCACAACUCAUCACCGGAAAACACAUACGGGUCACCCAUCAGCAAUGAGCAAUUUAUAAGAGAUGUGGCAAUGGAACUACUUGGAGAAUCCGAUUUCGAAGAUGGGUCAAUCACAAGCUCAUUUCAAAACGUCAAUAAGAACAAUAAAUUGCUCCAAAUUGGAAUUUCAAAUCUUGAUUUGAAACAAACCCUCAUCUUAUGUGCUCAAUCGAUGGAUGAUGAUGGAGCUAAAGAAAUCACCGAAACUCUCAUGGAACAUAUUCAAACCAAAGUUUCAGUAACCGGUGACCCGAUUCAACGAUUAGGUGCCUACAUGCUCGAAGGCCUUCGCGCCCGAAAACUCUCCUCGGGAUCCGCAAUUUACAAAAAACUAAAAUGCUACGAACCAAGCCCAAAAGAUCUCAUGUCCUACAUGUCAACCCUCUACGAAAUCUGCCCGUAUUACAAAUUCGCGUACACAUCAGCAAACGUUGUCAUCAAAGAAGCAUUCCAAUACGAAAACCAUGUCCACGUCAUCGACUUCUUAAUCGCACAAGGCAGUCAAUGGGUCCAACUCAUUAAAGACCUGGCUCGGCGGCCUGGCGGACCGCCGAGCCUACGAGUCACCGGCAUUGACGACGGUGACUCGUCUUAUGCGCGAGCCGGCGGACUCGACAAGGUCGGCCAACGGCUCGCGCAGGUCGCAGUGGAGAAUGGGGUUCCGUUCGAAUUCCAUGCGGCUGCAAUAUCAGGAAGUGAGGUUAAUUGGGGGAACCUUAGGGUUCGCCCAGGUGAAGCCCUAGCGGUUAACUUUCCUUACAUGUUGCACCAUAUGCCGGAUGAGUCGGUUAGCACGGUUAACCAUCGUGACCGGUUGAUACGGUUGGUUAAAAGUUUGUCUCCAAAAGUUGUUACGCUUCUCGAACAAGAAUCGAACACGAAUACUUCCUCGUUUUCAAAACGGUUUAAAGAGGCUCUUGAUUAUUACACGGCUAUGUUUGAGUCGAUUGAUGCGAAGCUACCGAAGAACAUUGAGUUACCACGGGGCGACAGGCGGAGGAUUAGUGCGGAGGAGAAUUGUGUGGCUCGUGAUAUGGUGAAUAUAGUGGCGUGUGAGGAUACGGACCGGGUGGAAAGACAUGAGCCGUUGGCUAAGUGGCGGUUUCGGUUUCAGGCGGCUGGGUUCACGGCUAGCCCGGUUAGCCAUGCGGUGGUUCAAGCGGUUCAAGGGGUUUUGAGUGAGUAUAGUGAGGGGUAUAGGCUUGGUGAGAGAGAUGGUGCUCUUGUUCUUGGGUGGAAGAAUCAGCCGAUGGUAACUUGUUCUGCUUGGAGGUGA